Messenger RNA from Lathyrus oleraceus (garden pea), 707 nucleotides. RefSeq lists its product as uncharacterized. NCBI's taxonomy places the organism in Eukaryota, Viridiplantae, Streptophyta, Magnoliopsida, Fabales, Fabaceae. The coding region runs from base 24 to 707 and encodes 227 amino acids. The transcript is spliced from 3 exons. The record is from RefSeq and is a predicted model, not a curated record. Gene Ontology annotation, biological process: cytokinin biosynthetic process.
GUUAUCAUUUUUUGUUUCUUAGAAUGGAGCCACCUCAUGAUAUGUUCUUGGGAGGUGAAGAGGAAUGCCACAGCAGUGAAUCUGGAUGGACUAUGUAUAUUGGAUCUCCAGUAAGUGAUGAUGAUGAUGAUUGUUAUCAAGUGACUCAUCAAAUUCAAGGUGAUGCUGGAAUUGAAAGUGAUGAUUCUAUGGUUUCUGAUGCUUCUUCUGGACCAACUCAUUGUGGUGUUAAUGUUAAUAAUCCUUUGAGACAUUUCAAGAAAAAAGUGGAACAGGAUGCAUAUGAUGAUUAUGAUGAUGAUGAUGAGGUUCAUGAGUACUUUUGCUAUGAUUAUCACAAGAAAGAAAAUCAAAGUGAAGAGAAAAAGGAGGAAAAGAAACAGAAGGUUUCAGUUCAAGGUGGUGGAAGGGUUAAGGUUAAUGGCUUGGAACUGGAAAUUGGCAUUAGCUUGUUCUUGCUUCAGGGUCGAUGUUGCUAUUAUACUAUAAGUCCAGGGAUACAUGCUGUUUUACAGUCUACUUACAAAUAUUCAAGGGCUAUGGUUGAUUUGCUGCUACUAUGCAUGUUGGUCCGUCAUGAAAGUUUUGCAGGUUUGAGGUUUUGGCCAGGUGACAUGGUGGUUUUGGUUGGUCUUGGCAUGACUUCCAGGAUAGCACCGACAAAGACAGUUGCAGCAUACAACAAUAUGACAAUUUCUGCCACAUAA